Molecule: messenger RNA, 1632 nt
Organism: Penicillium samsonianum
Lineage: Eukaryota; Fungi; Ascomycota; Eurotiomycetes; Eurotiales; Aspergillaceae
Product: acyl--CoA ligase
Exons: 4
Coding region: 1-1632 (543 amino acids)
Biological process (GO): secondary metabolic process
Molecular function (GO): CoA-ligase activity
Source: RefSeq, a predicted model, not a curated record
AUGCCGAUCGAGUCUCACCACCCUCCAAUUUCGAUUCCGCCAGUCGAUUUUUGGACUUUCUUAUUUGAAAGACCAGAUCGGAAAUAUCCAGACGACCACGUACUUUUUGUAGAUGUCACAACACAGAAGAGGCAUACCUUCCGAGACAUUCGCAAGGCAUCGGUCGAAAUCGGUCGAGGUCUUCGAAACCAAUGGAGAUGGCAAAAGGGGGACGUCAUGGUCCUAUUUUCUCCUAACACUGCGGACAUCGGAGCUCUUGUGUUGGGAAUCCUAUGGGCAGGCGGCACCGUUUGCCCCGUAAAUAAUCUUUACACUGUCGGAGAAUUGGUCUCGGUGCUGAAAUCUUCUGGAGCCAAAGCUUUGACGACGCACUUGGGCUGCCUCGAAGUAGCUCGAGAAGCUGCUCUCGUCGUGGGAUUGCCUCUCAAUCGUAUCAUACUUAUCGGAGGGCCUGACACGAAGGAAAUGACGAAACAUUUUUCGUCGCUGCGAGAUUCAUCAAGUGGAGGAGAAAAGGUGUUGAUAAAUCCUAAAGAGGACCUGGCAUUCUUGGUAUAUUCGUCUGGGACCACGGGUCUUCCGAAAGGAGUUAUGCUCUCGCAUGAGAACAUCGUCGUCAACAUUUUGCAGAGCAAUACACCGGAAAAACAUCUGGUGACCUGGGAUAAUGAUUCAGUCAUCUCUUUUCUACCUAUGUUUCAUAUUUACGGUGUUGCGGUCAUGGUUUUCCACCCUAUAUAUAAGGGAGUCACUAUGCAUAUUAUGCAACGGUUCGACUUGCUACAGCUAUGCCAAAGCAUCCAGUCCAGCAAGAUUACAGUUGCAUAUGUUGUGCCACCGGUGGUACUUGCCCUUGCAAAACAUCCGGUAGUGGACAAGUAUGAUGUUAGUUCACUUCGGGAAAUGCAUUCUGCCGCUGCACCUCUCGGCACCGACUUGAUCGACAUGAUUUACAAAAGGUUGAAGGUGCCAAUCAAGCAGAGUUACGGAAUGUCAGAAACAUCGCCUGCGAUUACUACUCAAAGUAGGGAAAGCUGGAACAAGCCACCCGGUUCAGUAGGCAAGCUCCUGCCUUCUAUGAGCAUGAAAGUCAUGGACGGCGAGCACGAGGUUCCACCGGGCCAGGAAGGAGAGAUCUGGAUAAAAGGCCCCAACGUCUUCAAAGGCUACUACAAGAACCCAAAAGCAACAGCCGAUGCUAUCGCCGAUGGCUGGUUUCGCAGUGGUGAUAUUGGCUAUAUCAACAAUGAUGGGAACAUCUUCCUUACCGAUCGCUUCAAAGAAAUGAUAAAGUACAAUGGAUUUCAAGUUGCGCCUGCACAGCUCGAAGGUUUGUUGUUAGGGCACCCUGCUGUUAAUGAUGUCGCGGUGGUCGGAGUUUACAGCAAAGAAAGGGCGACGGAGCUACCGCGGGCGUACAUUGUUCCUGCAGAGGGUCACACACCUGGUGAAGAUUUGGAGACAGUCAUCAGUGCAUGGUUGCAUGAGAAAGUGGCUCCAUAUAAGAAGUUGCGUGGUGGGAUCAGGUUUAUUGAUGAGAUACCUAAGAGUGCUACUGGGAAAGUUUUGAGACGAGUGCUGGCAGAACAGGCGAAGAGGGAGCAGGAGGGGGGCAGGAAGGCAAAGCUAUAG